This is a messenger RNA of Papilio machaon (common yellow swallowtail), 2344 nucleotides long. RefSeq names its product phosphatidylinositol 3-kinase regulatory subunit gamma (gene Pi3K21B). Gene Ontology annotation, biological process: insulin receptor signaling pathway; phosphatidylinositol phosphate biosynthetic process. The transcript has 4 exons. Gene Ontology annotation, cellular component: phosphatidylinositol 3-kinase complex. The coding region runs from base 511 to 1821 and encodes 436 amino acids. Gene Ontology annotation, molecular function: 1-phosphatidylinositol-3-kinase regulator activity. The record is from RefSeq and is a predicted model, not a curated record. Lineage: Eukaryota; Metazoa; Arthropoda; Insecta; Lepidoptera; Papilionidae.
ACCUAGCUUACCGCAAUCUAUGGUGGAUGGUGUUUUAUCGUUUAGAGGUGUAAAGAUGAGAAUAUAAUGAUACGGCUAUACAAUGAAUUUGUUCAGUGUUCGAUUAGAUUACAAUAAGUAAAAGAUGAAAAUGUGCGUGGAAAAAUGUUUUCGAUUCCAAUAGUGAUCUACUUAUGUGCUUGUCAGCCAUAGAAACUGCGGUCAAAAGUAACUAGCUCGUUUCCUUUGUGAUCCCUUAAUCUAUAUUUCAGUGUCAAUUACUUUUAUUAAUGCUCAAAUUUUCCGAUCGCUGUAUCUAUAGUGUACUAUGAUCCUUUAUUAAUGAAUUUGGAUCAUUUUUAUUGAAAAAAAAAAUGUAUUUUUACUUCAUAACCUCCAUCAGGCGGAAGCGACAAUAAUCAUCCAUUUUUUAAAUAUAUCAGUUUAGAUGUGAAGUUACAAUUUAAAGUAUUUGGCUUAGUUUGUUAGGUGUAGUGUUUUCCUUGUGCUUCGAUCGUUACUACAAAUAGAAUGGUGGAAAUAGGAGUGCACCAACAAUCAGCUGACGAGAGUCUGGAGAAUGCUGAAUGGUACUGGGGUGAUAUAACAAGAGAUGAAGCAAAUGAAAUUCUUAGAGAUACCUGUGAUGGCACAUUUCUGGUUCGCAAUGCAUCCAACAAGGAUAGUGGAUAUACAUUAACUGUUAGAAAAGGAGGCACAAACAAAUUAAUAAAGAUCUACAACCAUGAAGGUCGUUAUGGAUUUUGUGAACCUUUUGAAUUCAACUCUGUUGUGGAUUUGGUCAAGUUUUACAAAGAAUAUUCCCUGGCACAUUGCAAUAGCAGUCUGGAUAUUAAACUUAUGUACCCAUUGUCAAGACUACAAGAGAAUGAUGGAGCUGAGAAUAUUAAUGAUGAAACACUUGAAUCAAGGUACAAGGAGAUUCAUAAGGAGUUUGUGCUAAAGACUAAGAAUUAUGAUGAAAGAUCUGAUACAUAUAUGAAAUUAAGAGAAAAAGUUAAAAUGAAAAGGCAAUCUCAUGAUGCUUUUUGUGAAGCUGUCAAAGUCUGUGAAGAACAUUUAAAAUUACAAGAAAAAAUGCAUGCUGAAGCACAACCCCAUGAGAAAAAUGGCCUCAUCGAAAACAACAAGCAGUUAGUAACACAAGUGAACAAUUUGAAACAAGCAAAGUUACAGUUAUUUAAUUUACUAAGAGAAACUGUUGAUUCUAAUCUGUUGCUUGAAAGAGAAAUAACCAAAUUAAAAUCUGAAAUCAUUAAUCUAUACAAAUUAAAGGACCGAUACAAAGUGUGGCUUAAACGAAGAGGUAAAACCGAGGAAUAUAUUCAAGCUUUAGAGAAUAACAACAUUCAUAUUCUUGAAAAACUAUAUGCACACAAUGAAUCAAUAAGUUGGAUGGUGGAAAAUUGUACAAGAGAUAUGGCUGAGAAAAUGCUUGAAGGAAAACCUCAAGGAACUUUUUUAAUAAGACCUAAUUCAACGGGACAACUGGCAUUAUCUAUUUGUUGUAAUAAUAUGGUCUACCAUUGCAUAAUUUUCAAGACUGAAAGAGGAUAUGGAUUUGCAGAACCUUACAAUAUUUAUAAAACUUUGAAUGAACUUGUACAUCAUUAUGCCGUCAACUCAUUAGAAGAGCACAAUGACCAAUUACGAACUGUUCUAAAGUACCCGGUCAAUGCGCACUUAGUGAAAAAACCUGAAAGGAAACAGGUACAAGAAACACCCCAACAAGAAACAACACCAUUGCAAGAAGUGCAACCAAUGGAAACACAGCUCCAGUCGUACAGACGGCAACGAAAGCAACGUAUACAGAUGCCCUAAAAUGUUGUGAUUCAAUUGACCUACCUAGUCUGUGUAUAUUUCAAUGAACAAUCCAGUGAUUAUUUGAAUGUGUAAAAAACCAUGAGUAUUACGUGAAUGGAAUUUGUAUUAUAAUGUGUUUUUGCGUAUGUUUGUUCUUCCUAGUUUGUUGAGAUCGUCUCAGCCUAGUAUUUCACUAAGAUCAAGGGAACGUAGUGAAACUUGUAAUGGGCGUUUUCAAGUAUACACAUCCUUUUGUAUAGUAAAAAGUAGAAUGUGUUUGCAAUACUAAAACAGGUUACAAAUUGUAAGUGCUUUUACGUAAGUAUUCCUGAGUUUCCUGUAGAUUUGUGAUAUGUCAAGUCGUUUUGACUUGCUAAAGAUUAUUUGGGAAAUUCUUUAGGUUUACGUAAUUUUCUAUCUGUGAAAGAGAAUCGAUGUUUGUGAACUACGAGUUUGUAAAUUGUGCGUGGUUUUGUAUAAUUUUGUGAAAUCUUUACGCACUAUAUUGUAUCAUUAAAAUCAGUUGUAGUGUACGGAUACA